GGCGCCUAAAAAAGCAUUGAUUUGAUGUCGAGCGAAAAGUUUUGGACAUAAUUUUGAAUUUUUAAAAAAUGGCACAUGAGACAUCUCGGAAUUGCCAUUGGAAUAUAAACAAAAUAAAUCAUGUCCAUGUCAGUCAUACACAACAAUCAUAGUCCACUCAUUCCAGUUAUUAAUUUAGUUCUACGCGAGAUUUUGAUUGAAACUGAUCAAAAUUUUACUUGCGCGUACUUUACUCGUUAAUAUUAAUUUAAGCAGUCACAAAAUCAGCUGAUUGUAGAUGUUUCUUACAUUUAUAUAAGCAUUAAAAUCGUUUAAAGUCUUCUUAUAAUAUGAAAUUUGUGAAUCAUUAGUGAUAAAAAAGAUAGAAGAAAAAUAAAAUUGAAUAAUGGCAAAUCUAAGUAAAUUAACACAACGCAAUGAGUUUAUAGCUAUUUCUGGUAUUGCAGCUGCAGGAAUAUUAUUAGCAAUUAGUAAAUAUUCUCGAGAGCAAAGGCGAAAAAAUUUACGACCAGAAGAUAGAAUUGAAUAUUUUAUCAACGAGAAGAAGGACACAAAAAGAGUAAAAGCUCAUGUCAAUUCCAAAUUCUUCAGUCAAUUGAAGUUUUUGCUCGGAAUUUUGGUCCCAAAGAAAUUCAGCGCUGAAACUGCUCUGUUAGUGGCGAUAGCAUCUUCUUUAAUUCUGCGUUCUGUAUCUGACAUAUGGAUGAUCCAAAAUGCAACAGUUAUCGAGAGUGCAAUCAUUACAAUGAAUAAACCUAGAUUCCGAACUUCACUGGUGAAGUUUUUAGCUGCCAUGCCAGCUAUUGCUGUUGUUAAUAAUGUGCUAAAGUGGAGCAUAGGAGAAUUAAAAAUUCGCUUCCGAACAAACUUGUCAAAGUAUCUCUUCGAUCAAUAUCUAAAGGGAUACACAUAUUAUAAGAUGUCUAAUUUGGAUAAUCGUAUUGCAAAUGCGGAUCAACUUUUAACAACUGACAUUGACAAGUUCUGUGAAUCGACGGUUGAUCUUUAUUCAAAUACUUGCAAGCCUUUACUAGACGUAUUUAUUUAUAUUUACCAAACUACAGCAGCCAUUGGCGCCAAAACUCCUCUUAUUAUCAUGAUGUACCUUAUGUUUAGUGGUGCUGUUUUAACACAUCUACGUAGACCAACUGGAAAUCUAACAAUUCAGGAACAAAAACUUGAGGGAGAAUAUCGUUAUGUAAAUAGUCGACUGAUAACCAAUUCUGAAGAAGUAGCUUUCUAUCAAGGAAACACACGCGAGAAACUUACAAUUCACGCUAGUUUUAACAAACUUACGGCACACUUGAGGAAAUUCUUGGAAUUUAGGGUUGCUAUGGGAGUUCUUGAUAAUUUAGUUGCAAAAUAUAUUGCAACUGGUAUUGGUUUCUAUGCUGUAUCUAUUCCAUUCUUUGAUAAAAGCAAUAAACUACUCACCGACAAUGCUGAUGGUGAGCGAUUGAGGCAUUAUUAUACGUUUGGUAGAAUGUUGGUAAAACUUGCAGAAGCCAUUGGUCGUCUCGUACUCGCUGGACGUGAAAUGUCUCGAUUAGCUGGAUUUACACAAAGAAUGGAUGAAUUAGUCAAGGUUCUCAAUGAAUUAAACAGUGGCAAAUAUGUGAGAACAAUGGUUAAUAAUUCGAUAAGUGCUGAUAUGGAUAUAGAAGUUGGUAAAGGUAUAAUCUCCUUCCAAGAUAACAUCAUUAAAUUUGAUCGUGUUCCACUUGUCACUCCAAACGGAGACAUAUUGGUAAAGGAGCUUUCAUUUGAGGUUCAAUCAGGAACAAAUGUCCUUGUCUGUGGUCCAAAUGGUUGCGGUAAGAGUAGUUUGUUCAGAAUAUUGGGAGAGCUUUGGCCAUCAUGGGGAGGAAAAGUAACAAAACCACCUCGUGGGAAACUCUUUUACAUUCCACAACGACCAUACAUGACUCUUGGAACACUUCGAGAUCAAAUUAUAUACCCACACACGUAUGAGGAGAUGAAACGACGUGGAAAAUCCGAUCAAGAUUUAUACAGAUUUUUGGAUAUAGUUCAAUUAAGAUUAUUGGUACAACAACGUGAAAAAGGCCUUGAUUCCAUUGAAGAUUGGAUUGAUGUGUUAAGUGGCGGAGAGAAACAACGAAUUGCAAUGGCACGUCUGUUUUAUCAUCAUCCACAAUUCGCAAUCCUUGAUGAAUGUACAAGUGCUGUUUCAGUUGAUGUUGAAGGAAGCAUGUAUGAAUAUUGUAGAGAAGUUGGAAUCACGCUAUUUACUGUGUCACAUCGAAAAUCAUUAUGGACUCAUCACGAGUAUUUCUUAAGAUUCGAUGGACGUGGCAGUUAUGAAUUUGGGAAGAUUGAUGUAUCCAACGAUCAAUUUGGAUCAUAAAAUGUUAAGUUAAAUACAUUCCUUUUUAAGAAAAAGAACAAAAAUCAUGGUCAUAGGUUUCAUGAAACAUUAUUGGAAUUAAAAACUAGGUUUUAUGGGGUUUUUAAUGAUUAAUAUUUUUUUUUUAUUUUCUCUAUGUGAUGCAUUUUCAUUGAAAUUAUAAAUUGAAUUUAAUAAAAAACAUAUGGUUUAAAAUAAAUUUCUAAAAUUGCACAAGGUUUUGUCUUUUAUUGC
Messenger RNA from Chironomus riparius, 2599 nucleotides. The record is from the annotation of a GenBank genome assembly. NCBI's taxonomy places the organism in Eukaryota, Metazoa, Arthropoda, Insecta, Diptera, Chironomidae.